This is a messenger RNA of Punica granatum (pomegranate), 2697 nucleotides long. NCBI's taxonomy places the organism in Eukaryota, Viridiplantae, Streptophyta, Magnoliopsida, Myrtales, Lythraceae. The record is from RefSeq and is a predicted model, not a curated record.
AUAUCACCCCGUUAAUCUCCUGAUUAUUCUGAGAUGACUAGUAAGCAUCGAUAGAGAUUUUGAUCCGGGCGGACAAGAAGUCAACUUGAAUGCGCAACGGUCAACGAAGGAGAGAAUGAUAAUGGAGUUGGAGUCGCCAGCCCAGUUCGGCUUUGGACGGCCGUCCAGUCCACCUUGCCAGGAUAAGCCCAUCCGACAUGUUUUUGCUCUGUCUUGUCCAUCCCUUCCCCCCACUGCCUUCCACUGUUCCACACCCCCCAACAGAAAAAAAAAAAAAAAAAGGUCCACGACUACUCACAGUGCCAGCAGCAGUGGGUCUCUCUCUCGCUGCCUCUGCAACGUCAUUCGGGCUCUCUCCUCCUCCAUUCAAGAAUCAAGACUUCUCGUUUUUCCUUUCUCGUGUGUUCAGUUGGGAAGUGCUGAGAGCAGGCUUGGUCGGCCUCGUGGUUGGGGUUGUUGAGAUUUGGGGGCACGAAGUAGGAUUAGGCGGAAAGAAAUGAGCUUGACAUCACUCUCUUUUAGUUUCAGCAGUUCACCGAUUCCGGUGAAAGCCCCCACCAAGAUUCGAUUUCAGUACAAAAGAAGUGGGAGAACUGUAUCUGUGUCGGCUCUAAUGGACGACUCUCAGUCCAACGGUCAACAACCGGGGCAGCUCAAUCUCUCUGUCCUUCGCUUUACCCUCGGUAUACCUGGGUUUGAUGAAUCCUACUUACCCAGAUAUAUCGGGUAUGGGUUCGGUUCGCUUUUGCUGUUAAAUCACUUCGUGGGUUCAGAUCUCUCUGCCAUUACUCCGGCUCAGCUGAGAACAGAAGCUUUGGGCCUUUCCUUGGCAGCAUUUUCUGCGGUUCUCCCCUACCUCGGAAAGUUCCUCCCGGGGACCGCCAUAGUGAAUCAGGCGUCGUUACCUGCUGGCAAUGAGCAACUCUUUAUCAUGUCAGAGGGCAUGCCUGAAGCACUGAGGGAGCAGCUGGCAUGGUCAACUUAUGUUCUGCUUCGGAACACAAACACCAUAGCUGCGUUAGUAUCAGUUGGUGGUGAGUUAUGUGUACGUGGCUAUUGGAGCACUCCAGACGACAUAUCAAGGGCAGACCUGGUUGAUUGGUUCAACAAACAAAUCCAGAAUAUCGGCCUCCCUGAUUUGAAGGAUGCUCUCUAUUUCCCAGUAAAUUCUGGUAACGAGUUUCAGACUUUGCUACCAAAGGGAACCCGUUCACUCUUGAUACUUCCACUGCUUCGAGUUUCGAAUUCAAGCACAGGCAAGCUGAAACUAUCUAAAGGGCUUGUCCUAUUGGCUUCAAGCAUGACCUAUGCAUAUAGUGACAAGGACAGAGCCUGGAUAGAAGCAAUUGCAAACCAAUUUCGAGGUUAGUUUCCAGGACUGGGAUGUGGAGAAGGCCUUGUCCAUGAAGUGGUCAAUUUAAGAAUCUCAUAUUGACCCCCAGAAUAUAGCUUUCUUUCGAUACCAGAACCUCAUCACGGGCACCAGAUGUGGAGAAGGCCUUUUCCAUGAAGUUCCUGAAGCUCACACGAUGCAUAUAAUUUCUACACGUUGGUUUGCUUCAUGCAGGCAAUUACUUUUCUCUCACGAAUCAGGGGCAAUAGAAGCAGUUUGUCGCUACUCGAUUAAAUGGUUCAUGGAUUUCUUCUGGGCCCUUAUUAAUCUGGUCUGACCCAAAGGAGUAUAACUUUUCAGUUAAAAUAUCUUUACUGAUAUAGUCAUAGUUUUCUUGAUGUGAGCUUCAGGUGCAGUCUGAUACAGCGCAGAUGAUAAUAUGGCCCCAUAACUGGAUUCAUGAUGAACGGCGAAGGAUCGGGAUCCAAGUUUCACUUUGGCUGAAAAAGUAAGUGCGCCAUCAGAUGCAAUUCUAAACUGAUUACAACUCUUAUCCUAAAAACAUAUCAUGGGAACACUAAGGACCGUUUCCUGCUCUCGAGAAGGAGGUGGGAUCUUAUUUAUCCUCAUACACAUAAAGAUGCAUACGAUAUAUAUAUAUGUGUGUGCGCGCGCACGUGUGCCACGCGUAUGUUGGUGUUUGUGUGUCCAAGGCCUAUCAUCUUUCUAUCUUGCUUGAACAAGUGAUUGUGGAUAGUGGAGACUAGUAAGUAUUCCUCUGGCAGUCCUUUUAGCUAUAUGUCGGUUGGUGAGUAAGAGCGGAGUGAAUUCGAUACCACCUCAUGGGGCAUGUAGAGCAUCGUGUCAGUGCAUCUCUAGACUUUGUCACGAUUAAAAAUUUCUUCUAAACCAGGUCCGUACGUUGCCUUUCUUGGUGAACAGUCCCAUAUGAUGACUUUGUCACAUAGGAUUGUGGAGCGGUAUCAGAGCUCACGUUCAUGUCUAUGCGUGAAGGCUGCAUACACUCGGUCACUUCCAAAAUUCAGGAGUAUGAUUCCCUUCGCAAAGGGGGUGACUGAAGCCCUGUCUGACCAUUCACAUUGACAUGGAGUUCAUUCCCGGGCCCAUUUUCACUAUCGUCAUGCAUUAUAAAACUACCAAUUUGUGAUAGGUUAGUCUUGUCAGUCCUGAAUUACAAUUAUUCACGACUUAAUGGGGUUCUAGCUUCUCACGAACUUUGUUUGUCCCAAAUAUAUGUCAUGGUACGUAUGUCAUGGAAGGUGUUGAACUUAUCAUCAUAUAUAUUGUAAUGGUAAGGUGGUGAUAAUGUAGUAGGAGAGCUCUAUAUAUUUGCUAAUUCCGGA